AUGUCUGUUCAUGUGAUCCCGGUCUCUGUAGCAAGGCGGAUUGAGCAAUUGCAAAGGGACUCUUUGUGGGGUGAUGGGGGUGAGGGUGGUCAUUAUCAUUUGGUGUCUUGGGAUCGGAUUUGUAGGUCUAAGGAGCAAGGGGGAUUGGGGGUUCGGAGGUGGUGUGGUGACUGGUUUUUAGAGUUUCGUUUCCCUUUGAUAUUUGCUAUUGCUUCGAAUUUUGAGGUGUUGGUGAGUGCUGUGAGGGUUGGGGAGGGGCAGUUGAGGGUAAAUAAUGAUGCCUUGGUUUGGGAUUGUCCCAGGGCCAAAGGUAUUUUCACGGUGUCUUCGUUCUAUGGGGCGCUUGUUGCGGAUAAGUGUGUUGUUGAUGGCACCUUCGUCUAUCCGUGGAAGAAUGUUUGGGUGUCAGGCACGCCAUCCAAGGUUGCCUUCUUUGUGUGGACGGCGAGUUUGGGUCGUAUUUUGACUAUUGAUAAUUUGAUUCGUCAUGGGCAUAUUUUGGUGAAUUGGUGUUGUUUGUGCAGUCAGGCUGUGGAAUCGGUUGACCAUUUUCUUAUUCAUUGUUCGGUCUCUUCUCGUCUUUGGAUGCUUGUGGUGGCAAUGUUUGGGCUGGUUUGGGUCCGACCGGGUUCUUUGUUUGCAGUUUUGCAGAGUUGGGUCGGGGGGAGGGUGGGGAAGAGGCGUCGAAAGGCUUGGAUUCUUGCCUUGCAUUGUUUACUUUGGUUGAUUUGGUUGGAGCGAAACAAGCGGGUGUUUCAUGGGGUGGCUCAUUCCAUCACUUGGUUAGAGAGGCGCCUUCUUACUGUUCUGUAUAGUUGGGUGAUAGGAUUAGUGGAUCCAGAUGUAUUGGCUUUUACAGAUUUUGUGGAGAAUUUGAUUAGUUAG
Camellia sinensis is the source of this 885-nucleotide messenger RNA. NCBI's taxonomy places the organism in Eukaryota, Viridiplantae, Streptophyta, Magnoliopsida, Ericales, Theaceae. The record is from RefSeq and is a predicted model, not a curated record.